CCGGGCCGGGGCCGGGCGGCCCGAGGGAGGCGGGGUGGCCCCGGCAGCUGAGAGGGGGCUUCUCCUGAGAAGUGGGCCGGAGUGUCGUGUGCGCGGUGCCGCCGCCCUGCUCGGAGGUGGGCGCGCCUCGGACAGCGCCGUCAGGGCACGGACGAGGCGGGCGCUCCGGAGCCUUGCUGGCGGGAAGGAUGUGCUCCUAGCACCCUCGCGGCGUGCUCCAAGUGAAGUGCGAGCUUCGGAGGCGCUGAAGUGUUGGAGCUGCAACUGGUGGAAGCGAGGCCGGGAACCUCCGCCAGCCCCGCUGUGUGGGCCCGUUCCCGUGAGAGACGGUCCCGGUCCGGGUCCGGGUGUCCCCGUGCGUGGGAGCUUUGCCGCGUAAAAAGGAAGAACUGAGGAGAAAACAAAGUAUGAAAGUAUUGGUUAUUGGCCUUGGGGGUGUAACAAAUGGAGGGAAAACUACACUAGCAGAAAAACUUAAGAACAUGCUUCCCAACUGUGGUAUAAUCUCUCAAGAUGACUUCUUUAAGCCAGAGUCUGAAGUAGAAACAGAUGAACGUGGAUUUAAGCUGUAUGAUGUACUUGAUGCCCUCUAUAUGGAUGAAAUGGUGGCAAGUAUUCACAAUUGGAUGAAAAGCCCAGCAAGCUCAGGUUUGGUGGCAGAAGAAACACAGGAUACAUGGGACAAACUGAAGAACGUUUAUAUUUUGAUUGUUGAAGGCUUUCUCCUUUACAAUUAUGAGCCACUUAAUAAACUAUGGAAUAGAAGAUAUUUUUUAACCCUUCCUUAUGAAGAGUGCAAAAGGAGAAGGAGCACCAGAGUCUAUCAGCCAGCAGAUACACCAGGGUACUUCGAUGGACAUGUGUGGCCUAUGUAUUUGAAAUAUAAAAAUGAAUUGGAAGAGAAUGCAAGUAUGCAAGUUGAUUAUUUGGAUGGAACAAAAUCUCAAGAGGAGCUUUUAUCCUAUGUGUAUAGUGAUAUAAUACAGGAAUUAAACAAGCUGAGGGAAGAAAAUUAGCAGGUCACAGCAUGAUAACGUAGAAAGCCUGGAUUCCAUUUGACAUGAAUUGAAAACUCCAAGACUGUCAUACCUGGCCAGCCAAACAACUGAGAAAAUGCUGUGUGUAUGACCAUAAUGCUACUUCACAUAAUACAAGAGUUUUUGUAAGUAAUUAUUAACUCUCUCUCAGGAAUGGAGACAGGGACUCCAUUUAGGAGUAUGAGCAGUGGGUUCUUUGAAAUUCCUUUAAUCAGUCCUGCUUUGGCUGAGCUUUAAAUCUGAUUGAAUGUUAACAUUUUAAAGAAUAUGAAGAUUUUCGUGCACAAAACUAAACCAUAAAGUUUAUAUAAAGAUGCACUUCUGUUCGAUUAAUAAGCAUAUCUGAGCAUGGAUGAUUGCUAUUUGAAAUGAUCAUAUAAGAAUGACAGCGAUUGUCUCUAAUAUUUUUAGGUAUUUUUAUGAUAAACAUGCUUAGAGGAACUAGCUGUGUAAGUUUAUGUGAGUCGUUAUGCUGCUUAUUUAGUAACUGAUUGAAUACAUCACAGCUAAACUUAUUUAGACUUGAUAAAUAUUCUCUGGUGUUUGCACAGUAAUUUUUGUGUUGUGUAUUGUUUAGAGCAGUUGGGAAUAGAUGUUAAGAAAAUGGAAACAAACCUGAAGAGAUCUCGGAUUGUUGGAAAAAGAUGGGGAAAUAAGAUGUAGAGAACAGAGAUGGAUAUCAUUAACAAGAUAUAAUACAUAUAUUCUGCAGAGAUUGACUGGGAUGGCACAGAUAGCUAGACAAUAAAUCCAUGCUUCAGGGUAGAGGAAGGAGAGAAGACAUAAUUGUUAUUAAUAUUUGUAACUAAUGUUGAAAGUGCAAUGAAACUCAAAUGCUGUUAAUUAAAUGUUCAGAAAACAGGAAUGCUAAACAAAUGUGAAAGCUUUGUUAUAGAAUUUGUGUAUAUGUAUCUACACAAAUUAGGAAAUGGGAUUAUAUUUUGUUGCUGAAUAAGUAAUGUAUUAACUCUUAUAUUUUCUAGACAAUAUGUUGCAUUUUUAUUAGCUAAAAUAAAAAUAAAUCUACAGACAUGGAAAGCAAAGGGUGGAUUAUAUUACUUGAUAUGUGACAGCUGAACUGGUCAGUGAUUGAAAUGUAUUACUUUAUUGUAAAAGUCCUAAAUCUAUGUAAAAGAAAAAGAUGUUAUCGGAUUACAGCUGUGUUUAGCCGUGUUUAAAACAAAGUGCUUCCAAAUAUAAUUUUGUAUUAUUAUUUUGCACUAAAAAUACUUCAUCUUGCA
This is a messenger RNA of Parus major (Great Tit), 2278 nucleotides long. RefSeq names its product nicotinamide riboside kinase 1 (gene NMRK1). The record is from RefSeq and is a predicted model, not a curated record. Bases 408 to 1016 code for a protein of 202 amino acids. NCBI's taxonomy places the organism in Eukaryota, Metazoa, Chordata, Aves, Passeriformes, Paridae. The transcript has 9 exons. Gene Ontology annotation, cellular component: cytoplasm.